GGAACAUGGCGACAGCUCUGAGUCUUGGUGAGCACGAGAUGUAGUUACUUUCGUUACUUUUUUUUAAUAUGAUUUUUGAAGCGUUUUAAAGUUUAAAAUUUUCCUAGAUUUUUCACAUGCCUGCAUGAAAAUUUAUAUGUGGAUGAAUCUACAGGCUCGGCUCCCGCGUUUUAUCGAGAGGCGUAUCAGAUAGUAUGUCCGAAUCAAGAAGAGAAGAUCGAGCGGGAUAUGUUAGUGAAGAUCUUAAUGAAAUCAAGCCUGCCCAAGCAAUCGUUAAGUCAAGUAAACUAUAAGACAUAUUGAGCUUGUUUAUUUCGUUCUUUAUUAGUGCAAAUAAUUGCCAGAAGACGUGCUCAUCUAAGCUUUUAUUAAACCCAACGUUAACAUCAUUCACCAUUUAUUUACGUUUGUGUUGUGCUUUGAUAGUUGUACUUUUGAUUUAUUACUGAUAAAAACUGCUAUUUACCUCGCCUUUCUAACUAAUAGCUUUGCCAUGUCCAGUUGUAUUUCGAAGGAUUAUCAGAUUUGGGAAGCUGUUGAUCCGAGACAAGAUGGAUAUGUUACAAGAGAUGGAUUAUACAAAGCACUGGCCUUAACUGCUCUGGCACAGCAGGGAAAAAGUAUAUCGGAAAGAGCAUUAGAACAAUUUGUGGAUUCAGAAUUGCCAAAACCUUCAUUGGGGGACCUGUCAGAUCUGAAAAGUCUGAGUGUGCGUCAAAGACGUGAAAACAACCCAAAUGUUUUGGGUUAUAACUAUGAUGAACUUGUGAGUCUUGAUACAGUAGAGGUAGAGCUUGUACCAGAAAAGAAAGGAAUUAUCUUGAAGCACAAUGAGUAUCAUGUUUCUAGCAAGAAACAUAACUGUACUGUUAAUCGUCGCUACAAUGACUUUGUUGCUUUCCAUGACAUGUUACUAGCAAGGUUCCCAUACCGUCUUAUUCCGACACUGCCUCCGAAGAAGCUUAUGGGUGCCAGCAAAGAGUUUAUUGAGGCCAGAAAAAGAUCCCUAAAGCGGUUUCUAACUCUUGUUGUAAGGCAUCCUGUGCUUUGCGAGGACAAGAUUGUAAACUUUUUCCUUACAGUCAAGGGCUCAGACAUAGGUCAGAAGUUAAAGGACCAGUAUAAAUCAAUGCCAGAUGAAUUUAUGAGUAGUCCCCUUGCCUCCAAAGCUAAGGAACUAGUUCCUAUGGAUACACAAGCCAGUUUUCAAACCAGCCGCCUACAAAUUCAGGCCAUUCACAACAGUGUGGAGAAACUAAAAGAUGUUGCUGAUAGAAUGAUAGCGAGAGCACUAGGAUUUUCAUCUGACAUGCUUCAGUUUGCAAAGGAGCUGACAGCAUUAACCAAUGAGUCACACCCGACAACUGUAUGGGCAAGUGGUAGUGAUAACUCCUGGGGAAACCUUAAACACAGCUUUACUGGAAUUACACCUUAUUUUACCAAGCUCUCAGAGAGAGGAGCUGUUUGGUUUAAAAGAGAAGAUACGGGUGCUGCUCAGUACUUGGCUCUCUUCUUGGACUUAACCUCAAGCUAUCGGGAACUUUGUGAAAGACAUGAAAAGGGAGUGUUAAAAGAUCACCAACACUCACUCCAGAAAAUGCAGCAGAUCAAAAAGCGGCAGAUUGCUGCACAGGCAAAAGGUCAGGAUCAUGCUGUCGAUCAGCUGGAAUCCAAAAUCGUUGAACAAGAGACGGACAUCAGUAACAUGGAAAACAGGAACUACUUCUCCCUUCACUGCCUCCAGCUGGAGACGCAAUUAGUCCACGCCAACAUAAAGAUGUUGGCUAUAGUGUUACAAAAGAUGGUAAUGUCGCAGGUGGCAGGACACAAGGAGGUAUCUGAAGUAUGGAAUGAACUUGAUCCACUUGUGGCAGCUUUACUUCCCAGCAGCUCUCCUGGUUCGUCACCUCCUGGUUCACCACCAUAGAAGUAAUCUCAGCAUCCUGUGCAAUCAAUUUAGAUUUUGCUCUGUCAGAGAUUUGAGUAUUUUUAAUUACUUAGUGGUAAGGUGUUACCAGAUGAAACUGGUCCGCACCAGAUGACCAGCUUAGUCAAAUAACAGUGAUAUUGACCACCCUGGGAAGCUUAUAUUUGGCUGGGAAGUGUUGAUAUGCUGCUGUUCCCAAAAAUGUUCACGCAUAAAGUAAAGAACUCAGUUUCAAUUUCAGCCAUUGAAAUGGUCAUCCAACUUAUAAAUUCAGAAUAGAAUAUAACAUCAUUUUAAAGGAAAGUUUCCUCUCUGGGAUUUGUGUCAUUUUGAUGGACAAAAUGACAACUACAAUAUCCCAAAUAUUGUUGGGUAUUUUCCUCUAAGCAUUGGAUAAAUAUCCACUGUUAAAAGGUAUGUAAUGGAGGUAUUCUUCCUGGAUAGCAAAUUAAAUGAUUUGUUUUGAUAACUGUUAGUAAUUUUCUCAAUGCAUGUCUUUGUUUUGCUUGAACGGUUAGGAAAUGCUUGGUUUUUUGUACCAAUUGGAGCAGAAUAAAUGACAAAACCAAUGGAUAGUUAUUUUGUAAAAAAAAAAAAUUAUAGUAAUAAUUUUAGUGAGCGACUGAACACUUUAUUAAUCACACAUCUUACUCUUGCACACGUACAGGUACAUAAUAUCCAAGGAUAGGGCGCUUUCACUGAGAACCCAUCCUUCAUGCAAAACCAAACCCUUGCAUUUUUCUUACAGUUAGCAAUCAAUUGGACAUCUCUUGAAGAAUUUUGCAGAGAAUUAUAAACCACACCUUACUCUAUGAACUUAAGUUUGGUUUGAUGGCUGUGAUGUUAGAUUUAGACACAAGUUAUAAGUAACUCUGCAAAACCAUCUUCUGCAACAAGUACUUGUGAAUUGUCACUUUAAUGCAGUGUUGAAUUUUACACUGCAACAUUGGCUAUCAUACAGUACAUCAAAAAGCAGAAGAAACAAAAUGGCUUGAAAGCCAUCCAUAAAUUACACCUAUAGAAACAUCAGAAACAUAAGAGACUUCAUUUCCCAAGAGGUCUUUGAUACAAGUAAGAGGAGCAGAUUGCAUAUUUUGAUGUUUGUCAUACCUAUCAUUCUUGUAUCACAUAUUAGCAAAUAGUUUAUGGAACAUUGCUGAUAAUGUACCCCUUAUUCCCUUGUAAAUCUGGCAAAGCAGAAGAAAGCACAGUUGCAGAGAAUUUUCUAUGUUUGGGCAACUUGAAUUGACUGUAACCCUCUAAUUCCCAAGAUCUAAUCAGUAAUUCUUCUUUCUGAUUGCCUGACAUUUCCAGGUAAAUUAAGCAGGAAAUGUUGGUUUCAUAUAAAGGAAACAUCUUCCUGUUGAUACGUUUGUCUGAUCUCAUAACCUUUUUGUAAGAUGACAUACAAUAUGGGAAUCACAUGGAGAAGUUACGUAUCAAUCUCCCGAGGGAAUUGCAGAGUUAAGUGGUAUUAAGACUUAACUAUCAGCUUCUUCAUACAGGAUUUCCAAGUUUCUAACAAGUGACUACUGGUACUUAAAGUUACAAAUUUACAAUCAAAUGUCUUUGAUAAUGUUGAAUAUAUUAAACCUAUUUUGGUAGAAGAGAGAUGUUUAACUUAAUGAAUUAGUAGUCUAAGAGUGUCCAAAAAGGACAGGUCAAUAAGGUGCAUUAAAGAAUAUUUUUAAGAACACUGA
Stylophora pistillata is the source of this 3627-nucleotide messenger RNA. RefSeq names its product sorting nexin-8. NCBI's taxonomy places the organism in Eukaryota, Metazoa, Cnidaria, Anthozoa, Scleractinia, Pocilloporidae. Gene Ontology annotation, cellular component: early endosome membrane. Gene Ontology annotation, molecular function: protein binding; phosphatidylinositol binding. The record is from RefSeq and is a predicted model, not a curated record. Gene Ontology annotation, biological process: early endosome to Golgi transport; intracellular protein transport.